This is a messenger RNA of Opisthorchis viverrini, 660 nucleotides long. RefSeq lists its product as hypothetical. NCBI's taxonomy places the organism in Eukaryota, Metazoa, Platyhelminthes, Trematoda, Opisthorchiida, Opisthorchiidae. The record is from RefSeq and is a predicted model, not a curated record. The coding region runs from base 1 to 660 and encodes 219 amino acids. The transcript has 5 exons.
AUGGCGAUAUCUCCUCUUAGUGCACCGCUUCGAACCGCAAGGUUAAUGGCGAUUGGCGAACAAUGCGAAACUGUCAAAUUGCGUGUGCAAAACAUCGAUGACCUUUUCAAGGAUUCACCGAGAGAUACACAGAAUCGAGGAUUUUGCCCAAGGUUCCCGGGUCGGUUUUGUUCUUGUCGGUCAGUGGCUGUCGUUCACCUGAAAGGCACAAGUGAAAAAGGGUGUAGCACUGCUCUUUACGUUCUCAGCGCGGGGCAGAUGGUUUUUCAUUACAAGUUAACGGAGAAAGCUACUUCUCUUCUAUGUGCUCCCAAGUCGCCGUCAUCGCCGUUCGAUGGCUUACUUGAACAACUUAACCAUGCGGUGGAUAAAAUUCAUGAAAUAGAACAGGUUAAGUCCGCGAAAUCCAUGAUACUCCGCCUGAACCUAGAUGAUGGUCCAGGGAUACACAACUUAUCUGCUAUGGGCUCCGCAACCUACAUGCUAAUCAUAAGGACCACCGAUUUUCAGCGGAUUACUCACAGUAUCAAACCGACCGUUGUGAUAGUGAACAAUGUAGCUUCAUGUAACCAGUUGAUUGUCACUGUGGAUGUUAAACGUGUGCGUAUUCAAGGUUCUAGUUCCUGCAUCUAUAAAACGAUGAGAGCCUCCCUCAGAUAG